AUGGAUGCAUUCAGAGCAUUUGAAAAUGGGUCUGCUCCUGCCAGAUGGGAUCCCUUCCGUCGUCCCUUGGACUCCAUCCAGCCCUGGCAAUUCAGGCUUCUAGCAGCACUAAUGUUGUUGGUGACCUCCCUGUCACUUGCUGAGAACCUGGCUGUAAUCCUGGUAACUUUACAGUUCAAGCAAUUGAGACAACCUGUCAAUUAUAUUAUAGUCAAUUUGUCUGUGGCUGAUUUCCUGGUCUCACUGACUGGUGGUACCAUCAGCUUUUUAACAAAUCUAAAAGGUUAUUUUUUUAUGGGAUACUGGGCUUGCAUAUUGGAAGGAUUUGCUGUCACAUUUUUUGGCAUUGUAGCUCUCUGGUCUCUUGCUCUGCUGGCCUUUGAGCGUUACGUUGUGGUCUGCCGCCCGCUGAGAAAUGCGCACUUGAGGGGGAAGCAUGCAGCUCUAGGUAUUGUCUUUGUGUGGAGCUUUUCCUUCAUUUGGACCAUUCCACCAACAAGUGGCUGGAGCAGUUACACCCCCAGUAAGAUUGGAACUACUUGUGAGCCUAACUGGUACUCAGGAGCUGAUGCUGACCGUACAUACAUUAUUACGUUCUUCACCACCUGUUUUAUAGUACCCUUAUUGGUGAUUUUGGUAUCCUAUGGAAAAUUGGUGCAGAAGUUAAAAAAGGUGUCAGAUGCCCAAGGCAGGCUGGGAACUACCAGGAGACCUGAAAGACAAGUGACUAGAAUGGUUGUUUUUAUGAUCAUUGCCUUUCUAAUCUGCUGGAUGCCAUACGCCACCUUUUCUAUCCUAGUCACUGCACAUCCCUCCAUUGAGCUGGAUCCCCGUCUGGCAGCAAUUCCGGCCUUCUUUUCCAAAACAGCUACCGUUUAUAAUCCAAUUAUUUAUGUCUUUAUGAACAAACAGUUCAGGCAGUGUCUGAUUCAAUUGUUCAGUUGCAGUGCCAUGGGAACUGCAGAGUCCAACGUGAACCUGACUGCACAGAGAGCAGUGCUAACCCCGGACAGAAGAGGCAAGGAGAUGGCCCCCAUGGCCGUUCAUAGCUCCAUUUCUGAGAGGAAAACUGGAGAUGAAUACACAAGCUGCAACCUUUGGCUUUGUUGACAGCUUCAGAAGACAGAGUGGGAGAUGAGGUCAUUAAUGCAAUGCCACAGUGUAUUUAAUUGUUACGAUCACCUAAUAUAGAGAGAUGUUGUCACGGGGGACACUGUGUCCUGUGGACACGAGCUUUGAAGUCCCCUGCUCCUCAGUGUGUGUAAGAGCUGCUUGGCCCGUGGGUGCAGUCAAACAUCCGGCCACAAGGUGAGUCCUUCCUCCGCUGCCAAUCCACAACCAACUUGCAGCAGGUGCUGGCACCACACCGCUGUGUCUCUCCCUGCACUCCCUUAGUGCCUGUUUCUGCUUAAGUCACGUCCUCACUGCUUUAAUUGGGCUGCUGAUUCUAGAAUAAAUUAUUAACUUGUUACUACACCCCUGCUUUCAGAAGCAAGGACUAUAACACAAAUACUGCUUCUGUAAACAGAAGCAAAUGGAAAUUGCCAGCUUUCUGUGUCUGUAUUCCAUCUCAUAUUAAAUUCACACAAUGAAGUGCAGCAAUAUAUUUAGCUUUAGUGGAAUGUCACUCGCACAUGAAAAGCCAAACCAGGUUAUGAGUGUCAUAAAGACAGACUUCUGUUUUAUAAAGUGUUUGGGAUCAUUGUAUGAAAUCUUGCUAAGAACUAAGCUUGUGCUAAGGCACAUUGGAAUUUUAAUCCUAGAUAAAAUCCAUCUUUAAUGGAAUGCAUUUUAGGAGAAAAGGCAAAGGAUGACUGUAUUUAAAUGCUUUAGGAUGGAAAACCAUUAUUUCUAGAGAAGACAUUAGAACAAUGCCAGCUGGAACAAAUGUUGUUCCAUAAUGGUAUAGAGAAGUUACAGUAGCUCCACCCUGUACAGGCCUUAGCUAUAGAAAUGUGAUAUGGAAUGAAUCAUCCAUGGUUCAGUUUUACGUCCAAAAAAAUAGAAUUAUUUUACACAGAAUAAAUAAAUUUCAUUUCUAUCAAUUUUUUUUUCUGCUUUCUGCUAAGUUAAUGUUUGAAAAACUAUAUUGCCUUGAAAAAGAGUGGGACUACCUGAGAUACCUGUGGUCAAAGCUAGUCCCUAAGCAGUACCUUGCUGACUUAGAGGUCAAGAACCGCUCCUGCAGCAACUGGAGAUGCUGGAGGGUCAGGAAAAGGUAGUACAGGCAUCCAGCACAAAGCAUAUCCUGAAGCCCUGGUUUCUGUGUGGCUCCCCUGGUCGUGAGGAGGAGAGCUGUAGCUCCCUGCUGGGGAGGAGGGCCAGGCACGGGAGCGAGUCCCCGAGCCACUCUGGCCUUGGCAGGCCUGGUGAACUGCUUGGCCAUCUGUUCCUGCCCUCACAGCACCCACACCCACGGACAGCCGUGCCCUUUGUUCUGCACCUUACAAAGGCCCCUUGGACCUUGCCCACAAGGUGUCCUUUGCAGAGGAGGAGGAGAGGUUAGGAAGCAUCAGAUCCUUUUCUGUUUUCUGAUUAGGAGGAUGUUCAGAUUCCGUUGCCCUGAUUUCAUUUUGGGAUGGCAAGAGCCAAAGAGAGGAGUUAAUCUACAAAUAAAAUCAUGAGCUGAACAUGUGAGAACUCACUGCAAAAGACUGUACAGUUUUCCUAUUCAUCUCACAAAAUUUCACAAGGUGACUGCCUUUUAGGGUGUAAUUUUGGCUUGAACUUUUGCAGGGCUCAGUCUUAAACACAAAUGUUGAUCCUUAUUCUGACAGGCACAUUCUUUACCAUUCUUUAAUCCUGUGUUAUCUGUAGCAGAGCAAUGAACAGAUGUAUAUGCCUUUUUAAAAUGUUUUGGAAAUACUGUGAGGAAGACUAUGGUAUUCAGUUAUUAAUUCUCUGCACCUUUUUGUGCUCAUUAGUCCAUUAAAACAGCCAGAUAUGAUUUGAAAGUGAAAAUUCUUGCAUUUAAGACUCAGAUUUUCUCUUUCAAGGAUAUAUUGACCUAGGUUAAUCACAAGUUAAUGGUAUUACAUAUAUUAAAUCAUGAAGAAUUGGCAGAAGUGCUAGUGUUUAAUUAAAAGCAACAGAAUUAUUUUAUCUCUGGAGAAGGUGAGGAUAUGUAAAGUAUAGCUCUGUAGUACAAAAUAAAGCAACAAAAAUUAAGUAAUCCCAAAUAAAAAAGAAAUGUAGAAAUGCAUGGAAAUGAUGUAAAAAUGUGUGGAAUCAGUAGGAAACAGCAAGCUGUCUCUAUGAGAUGUACCCAUCCCUGACAGAAACAAGGAAUAAUAGAAUCAAUGGGUAUUUUAAUUUAAAUUGUCUUCAAUAAUGUUUUUCAGGAGGAGGAGGAUACUUUUUUUUCCCACUUACUGGUCAGAAAGCACAUUUUAAAAAGUGUGAACACCUUGACACCAGAACAGUAUCAGCCUGUGAGCAAAAUAUUACAGGGCUCCCAGGAGCUGGUUGUUGUCUUUCAAUGUAACUUAAUAAAAAAAAUUUUAGAACUACAAACAAAAGUAGGGGUUCAGAGUUCUGCACAGUAAUUAAAGGGACACAUUUUUGCAGUAUGUGGUAAGAGCAUGACAUGAACAUUUUACCAUAUACAAAAAGUAACACAGGCAAUGGAUGGUUUUAAGACACUAAGAUUUCAUGAAUAAAAGAUGUUACACUGCCAAA
Molecule: messenger RNA, 3678 nt
Organism: Haemorhous mexicanus (house finch)
Lineage: Eukaryota; Metazoa; Chordata; Aves; Passeriformes; Fringillidae
Product: opsin-VA-like
Exons: 5
Coding region: 1-1110 (369 amino acids)
Biological process (GO): G protein-coupled receptor signaling pathway; visual perception; phototransduction
Cellular component (GO): membrane; photoreceptor outer segment
Molecular function (GO): G protein-coupled receptor activity
Source: RefSeq, a predicted model, not a curated record